CUCUUUCUUUGUCUUAAUUCUUUAUCUUGCAACCCCUCCCCCCCCCCCCCAAACACACACACCUUUUCUCAACUUCAUUCAAGUUUUCAAUGGAGAAUUUGUUGGGUCUUAUGAGAAUUCGUAUCCAUAGAGGUAUUAAUUUGGCUAUUAGAGAUGUAACUACCAGCGAUCCUUACGUUGUUGUUAGGAUGGGCAAACAGAAAUUGAAGACUCGAGUGGUGAAGAAGAAUCUCAAUCCAGAAUGGAAUGAAGAAUUAACACUAUCUAUUACUGAACCAAUUCUCCCAAUCAAACUGCAUGUCUACGACAAGGAUACAUUUUCUCUCGACGAUAAGAUGGGUGAUGCAGAAGUUGAUAUAUACCCAUUUAUAGAUGCGGUGAGAAAACGCUUCAAGAACAUCCCGAGUGGAACCAUAAUCACAAAAAUAAAGCCAAACAGGCAAAAUUGCUUCUCUGAAGAGAGCUCCAUUGUCUGGGAAAAUGAUCAGGUUGUUCAAAAUGUGUUUAUCAGAUUGCGAAAUGUUGAGCGUGGCGAAAUUGAGCUACAAUUGCAGUGGAUUGACGUUCCUGGUUCUAAGGGUGUGUAGGUUGUAGCUACUUAUAUCUCCCUGUUAUUCUGUCCAUCAUGUACAGUGAGUAUCCUCUCUUGGUGUCCGAUUAGCUUCAUGUUUAUUAGCUCGUCUCCCUUCUUUAAUCUGUAAGUUAUGGCGAGAUGUUUGUGGUCUUUCCUUUUUUUUUUGGUUAAAUUUUAUGUUUCUAUGAAUAUUGAAGUUACCAUAUGAACUACCCAGUUUAUCAUCA
Messenger RNA from Solanum dulcamara, 801 nucleotides. RefSeq names its product protein C2-DOMAIN ABA-RELATED 3-like. The record is from RefSeq and is a predicted model, not a curated record. Bases 90 to 587 code for a protein of 165 amino acids. NCBI's taxonomy places the organism in Eukaryota, Viridiplantae, Streptophyta, Magnoliopsida, Solanales, Solanaceae. The transcript has 3 exons.